Molecule: messenger RNA, 5987 nt
Organism: Silurus meridionalis
Lineage: Eukaryota; Metazoa; Chordata; Actinopteri; Siluriformes; Siluridae
Gene: cds2
Product: CDP-diacylglycerol synthase (phosphatidate cytidylyltransferase) 2
Exons: 13
Coding region: 120-1472 (450 amino acids)
Cellular component (GO): endoplasmic reticulum membrane
Molecular function (GO): phosphatidate cytidylyltransferase activity
Source: RefSeq, a predicted model, not a curated record
AAACGCCAGUACCUCAGAGCAUACACACACACACACCUCCCUCUUUCUCUCUCUCUCUCUCUCUCUCUCACUCUGUUUUUAAACAAGUUCUUCUCCUCCUUCAACACGCGGUAGAGAAGAUGACGGAGCUUCGGCAUCGCGGUGGUUCUGCCGAACCCGACCUGCAGCAGCCCGAGGACAAGGGUUCAGAGGCGGAGGACAGGAUGGAGAAAGAUGGCGGAGUGUCAGACGCCGAGUCGAAGCCUGACUCCGGAGUACCCGAUGUUCCUGCAACCUCAGACGACACUCCGGAGGUGCUGAACAAAGCCCUGUCAGGCCUGUCGUCACGGUGGAAGAACUGGUGGGUGAGAGGAAUUCUAACCCUGGCCAUGAUCUCCUUCUUCUUCUUCAUCAUUUAUCUCGGCCCGAUGGUGCUGAUGAUGAUCGUGCUGUGUGUGCAGAUCAAGUGUUUUCACGAAAUCAUCACCAUCGGGUACAGCGUGUAUCACUCCUAUGACCUGCCCUGGUUCAGGACUCUCAGCUGGUACUUCCUGUUGUGCGUAAACUACUUCUUCUACGGCGAGACGGUGACCGAUUACUUCUUCUCGCUGGUGCAGAGGGAGGAGCCACUGAGGAUUCUCAGCAAAUACCAUCGCUUCAUCUCCUUCACCCUCUAUCUGUCCGGGUUCUGUAUGUUUGUAUUGAGCUUGGUGAAGAAGCACUACCGGCUGCAGUUCUACAUGUUCGGCUGGACCCACGUGACCCUGCUGAUCGUGGUCACUCAGUCCCACCUCAUUAUCCACAACUUGUUUGAAGGCAUGAUCUGGUUUAUCGUCCCCAUCUCUUGUGUGAUCUGUAAUGACAUCAUGGCCUACAUGUUCGGCUUCUUCUUCGGUCGAACUCCCCUCAUCAAGCUGUCUCCUAAGAAGACGUGGGAAGGAUUCAUUGGUGGAUUUUUCGCCACCAUAGUGUUUGGACUCCUGUUGUCAUAUGUGAUGGCAGGUUAUCGUUACUUUGUGUGUUCAGUGGAGUUUAAUAACGACUCAAACAGCUUCACGGUGGACUGUGAGCCUUCAGAGCUCUUCCAGCUUCAGGACUACAUCCUGCCCUCUGUCCUAAAGUCCCUCACUGGCUGGACCACGGUGAAGCUGUACCCUUUCCAGAUCCACAGCAUCGCUCUGUCCAGCUUCGCCUCCAUCAUGGGUCCAUUCGGAGGAUUCUUCGCUAGUGGAUUCAAGAGGGCCUUCAAGAUUAAGGACUUUGCCAACACCAUCCCGGGCCAUGGAGGAAUUAUGGACCGCUUUGACUGCCAGUACCUCAUGGCCACCUUCGUCAACGUUUACAUCGCCAGCUUUAUCAGAGGUCCGAACCCGACCAAAGUGAUCCAGCAGCUGUUGGCUCUGAGGCCGGACCAACAGCUCUACAUCUACAACUCUCUGAAAGCUCACCUGACUGAGAGAGGGCUGCUGGGGGCGCUGGAGGAGGCGGCCUAAACCCCGAACCUGCACAGAAAACACACACAACCCUAAGAGAGUGAGAAAGUCAGGGGUCAUGGGGUCACGGGAUCGGCCUGGAGGCGGAGCUAUGUGGAGGUGGGAGACCACGAAGAUCCAGAUCAGGGAAAAAAAAGGAAAACAUUUAAAGCCUUGGGUCAUUCCAUUUUGUGUGUGUGUGUGUGUGUGUGUGUGUGUGUGUGUGAAGAGCGUGUGUGUGUGUUAGCAUUAGUGUUUAUUAUUAUUCGUGUUUUUUUUUUUUAUUAUUAUUAUUCACAAAUGAUAUACUGUACGUUUGUUUUCUUUUAUUACCCGAUAAGAUAAAUAUUGUACACAGAGUGACACAUCCGACCUUUUCUUCCAUCGUGACUCACGUCACACACGUGUGUAAACCCUGUCAGUCAUCCGUAUUGUGAAUCUUUUAAGGUCGAUGUUAUAUAAUGAUAUUAUAUUUGUUAUCCUCUUAUAGCGAUCACGUUUCUAAUUAGGGUUCGGUUGCUGUGUUUUUUGUUUUCUUUUAGCUUCAUGUUCAGGAUCAUGUCCUUCAGACAUUUCAUCCCAAAACGUGGGAUUUUUUAAAAGUCAGCACGCGUCUGGUGUCUUACAUAGUGUUUUAUUCCUCUUACACCACAACGUUCGACAUCGCUUUCGCAGCGUAUUUAUUUAUUCAUAAACAAGACGCUUUUAUUUACUCACUUUAAAGGAUAUAUAUAUUUUUUUCCUUACAGCAGCUAUAACUGUUCUUUCCCUCAGCAGCUUCUCUCUCUCUUUAUUCUAAAGUUAAGCAGAAAAAUAAACAGAACGGUUUAUCACGUGACCAAGUAAAAAACAAUCGGACUGUUACAAAGCUGCAACACUGGAGACUCUGUAAAUGUUACAUAGACGCGUUUUCUUGUUUUUCACAAUUAAAAAAAUAGGCCACGCCUCCUGGGGCAGUGUGGCGUCACAAUCUUUAGACCGAGGAGAGAGAUUACGAAUGUUCUUUUAUUUUUUUACGUUUUAUUUAGAGAAUGUCGAACGUCAGACACCGAACAUGUCUUGCAGUCGAUUAUAUCCUGGGAAAUUAAUUUAUGAACACUUUUUAAUGUCAUUUAAUUUUAUUUGAGCUAUAUUAGAUAUAUUUAGUGCACUGUUCGUGCUGCUGUGCUUUUCAUCUGGACGUGUUCAGUAUUAGCUUAGCGCUCUGAUAAUCACAGAGUUUGCCAUGAACCUGAAUGUCUUUUUUUUUCUCCCUCCGUUGUGCCCUUUCACGUGUCACCCCUGACGUGCUCGACACGGCCGAGUAGGUCCUUUGACACGUCGACACUGUUUUUAUAUUUUUUUUUUCAUGUCCUGUUACAUUUCUAAGCAGAAAAUAGAGGUUCAGGUCAGCAGUGCAAUAACACGUCAGUGAAUGAAGCUUCACAUCUGUACCUCACGUGCCACGUUCACUCCUGUUACAGUUUAACACGUCAGUUACGCUUAUUAAUGUGUCGGUGUUAUCUUAUUGGCUGAGCUCUGUGUCAUAAACGCCUCACAUGAUCGGAUUCGACUCUUUUUUUUAAACAAAUCACCACAAAUUGAAGCUGAUCGGAUAAAUAGAUUGCUGUAAAAAUAAAUUCUUAUAAACAAACUUCUGUCUGAAGGAAGUAAUUUGCUCAGAUCUCAGUCAUAAACAGUGUUUAUAAUAAAAGCAGUUCAUGACUGAGACAUUUAUUCUGAAAGUGUAACACAGUAGGCUGAGAUCUUUAUGAUGAAGGAGGAGACGUUUAUCAUAUAAGCAGAACGUGAUUAGACAUGAGAUAUGUUCAUGAUGAAAGUUGAACGUGAUUGCCUGAGAAGUUUAUAAUAAGAGCUGAACGUGAUUGGCCAAAACGUUUAUGAGGAAGGCGGAGACAUUUAUAAUAAGACGUUAAUAAGACGCAGGGACGUUUAUAAUGAAAGCUGAACGUGAUUGGCCGAGACGUUUAUGAGGAAGGCGGAGACGUUUAUAAUAAGAGCUGAACGUGAUUGGACAAGACGUUUAUAAUAAGAGCUGAACGUGAUUGGACAAGACGUUUAUAAUAAGAGCUGAACGUGAUUGGACGAGACGUUUAUAAUAAGAGCUGAACGUGAUUGGACGAGACGUUUAUAAUAAGAGCUGAACGUGAUUGGACAUGACGUUUAUAAUAAGAGCUGAACGUGAUUGGACGAGACGUUUAUAAUAAGAGCUGAGCGUGAUUGGACGAGACGUUUAUAAUAAGAGCUUAACGUGAUUGGACAAGACGUUUAUAAUAAGAGCUGAGCGUGAUUGGACGAGACGUUUAUGAGGAAGGCGGAGACGUUUAUAAUAAGAGCUGAACGUUAAUUCUGAAAGCGGAACAUUGACAGAGAUGUUUAUUUGAUCCUGAAACGUGAUUGGCUGAGAUGUUUGUCAUUGUGAAACAUCACUGGCCGAGAGGUUUGUCUUUGAUGGUGGAAUGUAAUUUGGUAUCUGGUCAGGUUUCUCGCCCUGUUUAUCUGCACUGUUUUUUUAUUAUAUUUUGUUAUGAAUCAUGGACCAUAUAACAGGAGUAGAGGAAACUUUAACUCGAGCUUCAACAAGCGUCUUUAUGGAGUACACGUUUACUACACGUAUAGGCGUAGGAAUCACGUCUCUCACUCCUGUCCUUUACCCACAAUUCACUGCCAAAUAAAACCUGCAGCUACUGACAUUUACUGCGAAAUUGAUACGUUUUCGAUUCUUUACAUCGCAGUGAAGUUUCAACAAAAAUUAUUAUUUAUUGAUAUAAAAAGCAAUUGUUACACUGUAGACAUUUUUUAUUUUUCAUAAACAAGGUUAAAGGUCGUGUGGAAAUUCUCAUGUAAUAUUUGUAAUUCAUGUUGUGCUUCGAAGCCAUAUAUUUAUAAUAUAUAUAUAUAAAAAAAAGCUUCACGUCGUCAACUUUAAAUCAUUACCGCCUCUGUAACCUCGCAGGAUCUUUAUCGUCUGGUUAUUAAGGCUCUAUAAUGUAGAAAUAUCCAGUUUAUAGAAAGAUAUAGAUAUUUAUUUGUGUAGAAAUUGAUUAUUCUAUACAUAAUUGUGAAUAGAAUGCAUGUGUGUGAGAGAAGAAGAGAGAGAAAGAGAGUGUGUGUGGUGAUCAAAGCUGUUCUCAGGCUCUCGACUGAUUUUUUCCAGAUAACAGCAAGAGGUGAUUUUUUUCAUUAUUUUAAACGAGUCCACUAGAGGGCGAUAAAUCACCUCUAAUUCUGACACCGACAUCCAUCUUCUAAACCCCAAAACCAAUCGAAUCACAAUCUGAUGACCAUUUGUGUUCGUUUCCUUUUUCUAACCAGGUGCCAUUUAAUUUAACACACCCUGCAUAGUGCACUGGAUCUCAGUUUGGGACAUGACGCAUGAUCUGCACUGAUUUAUCUCUAGAUGCUUUACUUUACACCAGCGUUGGGCUUUUAUUUAUUCACCCUUUUCACUUCAUAGUGACCUUCAGAGAAACGCUUUCUCAACUGGGAAACCUUUCAGACCUGGUUUCACCAUGAGAACAAAUUUAUAGUACCUGCACUGCCUUUUGUAGUCCAGUCUGGGACCUUUAAGGGUUUCUGAGGAAACAUUUGAGUGUUUUACGUAGAAUCAGAAAUAUUUCAAUCUAAACCCUUUUGGGAAGCAAAGAACAUUUAUAAAAGUGUAGACAAACCAAGUAAAGUAAAGUAGCACACACACACACAGAAUUAUCCACGUGGAGGAGACUAGCCAGGAACCACUGAAGAACCCUUGAGGAUUUUUUUUCCCUCAAAACAUACAGGUGUAGAAAAAAAGGUAGAUCCUAUUAGGUGUUUUUUUUAUAACUUUAUUGGGGAAUGUUUAAAGGUUUCACACAGAUUUCGAACUGGAACCACUUUAGGAACCCUGGAAGAGCACUUCAGCAUCUAUUGUUUUACAUGAAUGGCUUUAAUGGUUCCUCUACAGAGCUAAACCAUUUAUAUCGGAUACUAGGUGGAACCUGGUGGUUCAGAAUAGAUAAUAAAAAUGUACCAUGGAGUUCAUGGCCAGUGUAAUAAAUAUGAUCUGGUUCCAGAGAAGAACCUGUUGGACACUUGAACUGUUUCUUGAUCAGGACAAACCAGUACCUUUUAUUUAAGGGUUGUAGCAGCAAAGCAUUGCAUGUGAAUGGAACAGAAUACCCACAAUGCAUCAUUCCAUGUACAGUAGGUGGUUCAUGUGUGAUUCAAGAUCUUCACGUUAUUCACUACUCCAGUGUAACUACUCUACUGUGUUUGAUAUGUCCAUGGUGCAGGGUGCAAGAUUAGACUCUGAAGGUGGAUUAGACAGUGUGAAGGGUCUGAUGUGGGGCAAUAACCUGGGUUGUUUACGUCUGCGAGAACAGUUACUCCUUUACCAGAUUAUUAUUAUUAUUAUUAUUAUUAUUAUUAUUAUUAUUGUGCUCUGUUUCUGUUGCAUAUUAUUUUUAUCAUUUAUUUUUAAUGCAGUGAUGCACAUGUGCUCUUCCCCUUUUUCCUGUGCAUUUGUAUUACAGCUAAUUAAACAGAAAGCUAAAUGUG